AUGCGUCUGCUACAGCACUUACCGAACGGCAGCUUCAAGCUAGUGUCCUUCGCCGACGAUGCUGUGCCCCCGUAUGCGAUCCUGUCGCACACUUGGAUUGACGGUGAAGAAGUCAUGUACAAUGAGCUGGUGGCCGGUAUACGCAUGGACAAAGCCGGCUACGAGAAGAUCGGCUUCUGUGCAGAAAGAGCUGCUCUGGAUGUCCUGGAGUACUUCUGGGUGGACACCUACUGCAUCGACAAGUCGGACGGGCAGGAGCUUAGUACAGCCAUUAACUCCAUGUUCCGCUGGUACCAGCGCGCGAACAGGUGCUACGUAUACCUGUCAGAUGUUUCUGUGCCGGACAACGUCGUUGAUGCCCAGGCAUUCCCGAUAACAUGGCUGGAUGCGAUCCGACGGAGUCGAUGGUUCAGGCGUGGCUGGACUUUGCAAGAGCUUCUUGCGCCGGCCACGGUUGAGUUCUUCUCUAAGGAGCGUAAGUAUUUGGGUAGUAAGAUGACCCUGGAGCAGGAAAUCCAUCAGAUCACCCAGAUUCCCAACGGAGCACUGCGUGGACAGAGCCUUGCAAAUUUUGGUAUUGAGCAACGGAUAAAUUGGGCGACCACUCGCACGACGAAACGGAAGGAAGACAAGGUCUAUUGCUUGCUUGGGGUCUUCGAGGUGUUUCUACCUCUUAUCUAUGGCGAAGGGGGAAGCAAACGCCACUCGGCGGCUCCAAGAGGAAAUUAA
Messenger RNA from Cyphellophora europaea CBS 101466, 729 nucleotides. RefSeq lists its product as uncharacterized. The record is from RefSeq and is a predicted model, not a curated record. NCBI's taxonomy places the organism in Eukaryota, Fungi, Ascomycota, Eurotiomycetes, Chaetothyriales, Cyphellophoraceae. The coding region runs from base 1 to 729 and encodes 242 amino acids. The transcript has a single exon.